Messenger RNA from Scedosporium apiospermum, 618 nucleotides. RefSeq names its product Phosphotransferase enzyme family protein. The transcript has 2 exons. The record is from RefSeq and is a predicted model, not a curated record. Lineage: Eukaryota; Fungi; Ascomycota; Sordariomycetes; Microascales; Microascaceae. The coding region runs from base 1 to 618 and encodes 205 amino acids.
AUGUCGCCAUGGAGAGCCGAAAUGGUAGCAAACGAGGUACAGGUUAUAGAGUAUCUUCGCAAGCACACCACUAUUCCCUUACCCUGUAUACACCGCUGGGGUUCAGCUGAGGAGAGUCCACAGCAGUUAGGGCCGUUCAUUAUCAUGGAUUUCAUCGAAGGCACUCGUCUGUCGACCUUCCUCAGAGGACCGCCUGAGGACGACCAAGCGGAGAUGAUCCUAGACCCGAACAUUGAUGAUGAAAAGCUCGACGCAAUCUAUGAUCAAAUUGCCGAUUACUUGCUUCAGAUUUCUCGACUCGGGUUCCCACGGAUCGGAUCGCUCUCCAAGGACGGCACUUCGGAGACUUGGACAGUCACGGGCAGGCCCCUGACGUUUAACAUGGACGAGUUAGCAACUUUGACAGGCUACCCACCGGACCAGUUUCCUACCCAGCGAAACAUUACCCUCGAUAAGGCCGAUGUCCUUAAGCGCUUCAUCGCUCGCCAUCGUUUCAAGCAGCUCAUUCCGAAGUACUGUAUCGAUGACAACGGCCCGUUCAAGGUCUUUUGCGAUGACCUGCAACCAGCCAACAUGUUUAUCGACCCCAAAACAUUCCCGCAUUGCUGCCUUGCUUGA